Molecule: messenger RNA, 588 nt
Organism: Batrachochytrium dendrobatidis JAM81
Lineage: Eukaryota; Fungi; Chytridiomycota; Chytridiomycetes; Rhizophydiales
Exons: 1
Source: RefSeq, a predicted model, not a curated record
AAACCAGUGUCACUGCGUGGUCGUAAUCUACAAGUCAUUGUCAAACUCACCAACAUUCAACUGACACCAUCCAAAUCUAAAUACGACGAGGGAAACUGGCACAAUGAAGGUCCAAUUAACGAAUCGAUUGUUGCAACUGGACUGUAUUACUACAACGUGGAAAAUAUCACCACACCCAAACUCGAUUUCCGCGAGGCUGCUGAUUGUUUUGAUUAUGAAAUGGCAUCUGAUAUGUAUUGGAGAGAUGUGUAUGGCAUUGAUCGAGAAUCACCACGCAAUCAGUAUAUAGGAUCGCUUGAAGUACCAAAUGGUCGAUGUGCAGUUUAUCCCAAUCGAUACCAACACAAAGAACAAUCAUUUGAACUUGCAGAUCCAACUCAACCAGGACACUGCAAGAUUCUGACAUUUUUUGUAGUGAAUCCAUCUUGUCGGAUUGUUUCGACUGCGCAUGUGGCUCCACAACAAUCACAAUGGACAACUCGAGUCUUGACAAGACACACGUACCGCCUGAACUGUGGAAUGAUGCCACGCAGUAUAUUCAAGGUGUUCAAUCACCAGCUGAAGCCAAACGCUAUCGAGAUGAAUUGA